Parasteatoda tepidariorum (common house spider) is the source of this 2652-nucleotide messenger RNA. RefSeq lists its product as uncharacterized. Gene Ontology annotation, molecular function: cyclin-dependent protein serine/threonine kinase regulator activity. Gene Ontology annotation, biological process: regulation of transcription by RNA polymerase II. Lineage: Eukaryota; Metazoa; Arthropoda; Arachnida; Araneae; Theridiidae. The record is from RefSeq and is a predicted model, not a curated record.
CGAAAAGCUGAUUUCAUCGGCAAGUUUUGUUUAUUUUUCAUUUCAUAUUUUCUGCCGUAGAUAUGGCGCGUGACACAAACUGUGUAAAUUUGCUAUUCUAAUGUUUUAGUUUAUUUAAAAUAGUAUUGAUUUCUUUUAUGAUGUCUAUGCUUUAAAAAGUAUGUUGAAUUGGUAUAUUGAAAAGCAAGAGCUUAGAUGCACACCAUCAAUUUUAGAUGGAUUCGAUACUAUUAAAGAAGCUAAAUGUCGGAAAGAAGGAGCUCGCUUUAUCCAGGAACUUGGGAAGCAAAUGGGCCUAGGGUGUGCCACUAUUGCUACUGGUAUUGUUUAUUUUCAGAGAUUUUAUUUGUCCUACUCAUUUAAAAGUAUUUCAAAAUAUUUAGCUGCUUGUUGUUGUCUUUUUCUCUCUGGAAAAGUUGAAGAAACACCUAAAAGAGCCAAAGACAUCAUUAGAACUGCAAAAGAAAUACUUACAGAAACGGAAUUUAAAGAAUUAGGUGAAAAUCCUAAGGGAGAUAUGAUGAAGUUAGAAAAUGUUUUACUCAAGUCUAUUCAGUUUAAUUUUAAUGUUGCCCAUCCAUACAACUGUAUACUAAAAUAUGCUAAACGUUUAAAAGGAAGAAAAGAAGAUUUAGAAAAAUUGGUUCAGAGUGCUUGGAUAUUUGUAAACGACAGUUUGUGCACAACGAUUUGCAUUCAGUGGCAGCCAGAAGUAAUUGCUGUCGCAUCUCUUCAUUUAGCAUCAAAAAUAAACAGAUUUGAAAUAGAUGAUUGGGAAAAUCGCAAAAUAAACCAAUGUUAUUGGUGGGAGGCCUAUGCUGAAGGAUUUUCAAUAAAGAUGAUAGAAGGCAUAUGUCAUGAACUUUUAGACAUGUAUACAUCUGGGUUUGAUUCAUCGCAAGAAGCUGUAAGAGAAGCAGAAACAGGUAGUAAUGACAAAUCAGAAACCAAUACUGUCUGCUGUGUUGAGUCUGAAACUUUUGAGAAUGAAAAUUUUGAAACAGAAACUUUAGGUUUUGUAAACGAAUUACAAAAUAAACAUGGAGAUGAAACCAUUGAUUCAAUUCUUAACAUUGAUGUUCCAUCUAGGGAAAGAAAAAUUCCUUCCAAUUACAAUAAUAUAUUGUACAAGCCAACUACUGCAACUUCUUCUUUAAAGCUAAAUGAGGAUGUAUGGAAUAUUUUAAAGAAAAUUCAAGUAACUGACACAACUCCUGCGAACAUUGUUUUACAACAAAACAUACUUUCUACUUCCUGCUACUACAACAUGUCUUUAUUGAAUUCAAAAGAUAUAGAUUCUAAAUUGGGUAGAUCAAAUAAUAAUUCCUAUAAUACAACUGAUCUCCCUGUUUCUCAAAGCAACACCAACCACACGAUUUGUAACAACAGUAACAGUUUCUCAUACAAUCCAUUACCAUCAUUAAAACAUUCAGUUUCAAUUCAAGAAUUUGAUUUGAAAUCAAAUAAACUAUGCGUUCUUCCGACAUCAGAUACACCAAUGUUUUCGAAAGCUUCAUACCAGAAUGUUAUAAAAGAAAUUAAUAACAGUAAUAUGCAUCUCAGGCCUUUAUUACCUAAUAAGCUACAUCCUGCUUUGUCUAUUCACAGAGCUAAUAAUUUGUUUCCUUUUCGUAAUUCGAAUGUAAUUCCUCCUGAUCUUCCCAUUGAUCGCAAUAGUAGUUUAGCUUUCUCUAACUACUCCUUACUCCAAACUGUUACAAUACCACAACACGAACAUAGUGAUGAAAAACUACCGCCAUCAAGUGUGUCACAACCAUUUUGCCUUCCUCAGAACUUGCACUCAGUGUCUAACACAGUUUUUCAAAAUGAAGAUUUUGCUUGGGAGGAAAAUAAUUUAAAUAAAAGUGAUUUCAAUGCACCGUCUGCAUCAACAGAGGUAUUAUAUUCACAAAAAGAAAUUUCCUAUUUACCAGAAGAUCCUCCACGGCUCGAAGAAGAAUCUCCUUAUAUGGAAGGUCCAGCUUAUUUACCAGAGGAAGCAUCUUAUUUGCAGAAUAGGCCAUCUUAUUUACUUGAAAAGCUUACUCAUUCACCAGUGGUUCCAGCUUUUUUAUCAACGCCCCCUUCUGGUUCUCCAAAAGGACUAUCUUAUAAGGCAGCUGGAUCAUCAUUUCAAUUUGCAAUUCCAAAAGUCAGAAACAAAAAAUUCAAAACAAAACGAAAUUUUUCUAAGGUUAGACCACAUGUGUAUCAUCAAAAACUUCAGCCCUGAACUUUUUGCAUUAUGUUGAUGAAGAAAUGUUUAUUGCUUAAACUUCCAAAUAUUUUUUGAAACUCUUAUUUCCAUGCUUACUAUGUGCAUGUACAGUGCACACAAAAAAGGACUAUCCUGUAUAACUAUUGAUCUAAUGAAUAGAUUUUCACUUUCUGGGACUCUAUGGUUCAAGAGGGUGACUUUAAAUAUGCUAAUUCAUUAGUGUAAAUGAUAUUUUAAGUUACGGAAUCUGACACAAAAUCGUAUUUUUUCUGAAUAAACAUUACUUUUUUUAGAUGGAUUCUGAUUUUUGACCCUCAAAAUAUAGGUGAAGCGGCAUUUUGGGUCAGGGGAGUAAUCCAAAGUUGGAACCUCUUAAUGUUAAUUUUACUUAUUGCAUACUUUGUACAUUUCGAACUUUUUAAGCGAAUUGAAUA